Messenger RNA from Mya arenaria, 1410 nucleotides. RefSeq names its product neurogenic locus notch homolog protein 1-like. Gene Ontology annotation, molecular function: calcium ion binding. Lineage: Eukaryota; Metazoa; Mollusca; Bivalvia; Myida; Myidae. The record is from RefSeq and is a predicted model, not a curated record. The coding region runs from base 1 to 1410 and encodes 469 amino acids. Gene Ontology annotation, biological process: heterophilic cell-cell adhesion; establishment or maintenance of epithelial cell apical/basal polarity. Gene Ontology annotation, cellular component: plasma membrane; protein-containing complex. The transcript has 10 exons.
AUGGAAGAGGAGGAUUGGAGACCGGAUAUGAUAAACAACGACGUUCUAGAUCGCAGCAAGGAGAGCCGAGCGGAAAUGGAUACAGUGCCGGAAUGUCCGGUAACUACCAACACCACCAAGUAUCUCACAAUUGACGGACAGGCGGAAAUGGUUACAGUGACGCCAAACACAGCGUGUGACAGUUGCUCGGAUAGGGACCGUUGCGAUGGAUUGACGGCUCCUGUGGAAUGUCUAACAUCUGACUGCGGUUUGCCGAGCAUGCCUGACAACGCUUCAAUAUCAGGAAACAUGUUCAACAUAGGCAUGCGAGUCAAGUUCACGUGUUCAGAGGGUACUAGUAUGUCCACUGUGACAACAGAUACCGCAGUCUGUCAGCCAGAUGGACAGUGGUCUGAGACUAACUUCUCUUGUAAUCCUGAAAACAUUGAUCCCUGCAUGAGCACUCCGUGUGGAUCGCAUGGCACAUGUGUAGCUACGGUUGACAGCUACUGGUGUGACUGUGAAACUGGAUGGACGGGGCCACUUUGUGAACAAGAAAGCAUACCUGUCAUUGAUCCCUGCAUGAGCACUCCGUGUGGAUCGCAUGGCACAUGUGUAGCUACGGUUGACAGCUACUGGUGUGACUGUGAAACUGGAUGGACGGGGCCACUUUGUGAACAAGAAAGCAUACCUGUCAUUGAUCCCUGCAUGAGCACUCCGUGUGGAUCGCAUGGCACAUGUGUAGCUACGGUUGACAGCUACUGGUGUGACUGUGAAACUGGAUGGACGGGGCCACUUUGUGAACAAGAAAGCAUACCUGUCAUUGAUCCCUGCAUGAGCACUCCGUGUGGAUCGCAUGGCACAUGUGUAGCUACGGUUGACAGCUACUGGUGUGACUGUGAAACUGGAUGGACGGGGCCACUUUGUGAACAAGAAGAAAACGAGUGUCUGUCUUCUCCGUGUCAGUCUGACGAGGAAUGUGUCGGCACUCAAGGAAGUUUCUCCUGUACGAAAUAUUGUCCCAGUGGUUGGAUGUACUAUGGAGGAUCUUGUUACCUGCUCGAGAAAGAUAAAGUAGACAAAAAUGCAGCAGAGUGGUCAUGUGCUAGUUGGGACAAUGGUCAUAUAUUCGAUGUUAACAACGCUGCAGAGUGGGAGGCAAUUAAAACAUACUUCUACGAACAAUACAACAGCGAUGUUGAUACAAUUAACGGCGUGUGGAUGUCUGUGCAGGACUUUGAUGUGGAAGGGGUAUACAAAUUAUCUGACGGAAGCCCAGUUGAGUUCACAGACUGGCAAAAGGGUCAACCAGAUAAUUAUGCGGACAAUGACGACUGUGUCAAUGGAUGGAUAGGAAUACAGCUUCAGUGGAACGACAUUGACUGUGGAGCACGAUUUUGGUUCAUAUGCGAGUAUGAACUUAACCUUUAA